This is a messenger RNA of Penicillium samsonianum, 948 nucleotides long. Its product is annotated as putative transcription regulator PAB1642. The record is from RefSeq and is a predicted model, not a curated record. The coding region runs from base 1 to 948 and encodes 315 amino acids. The transcript has 3 exons. NCBI's taxonomy places the organism in Eukaryota, Fungi, Ascomycota, Eurotiomycetes, Eurotiales, Aspergillaceae.
AUGACAAGCCGAGGCCCCCUAACCGCGUACCUGCUAUCAAGCACCCCCAAUGCGCUGAAGCGCGCAACAACCCACCCCUUCCUCGCCUCCGCCGGCCGCGGCACCCUCCCAAAAGCCCAACUAAGCCAAUGGCUCUCUCAAGACCGACUCUACGCGCAAUCCUACAUCCGAUUCAUCGGCCUCCUCCUCUCAAAGAUCCGCCUCCCAACCCCAAACCCCAAAUCCCCAGCCUCGCACCUCCCAACCUCAGAACAAAACGCCAUAACCGUCCUCAUCGAUGCCCUCGUCAACAUCCGCACAGAACUCGCCUUCUUCGAACAAACCGCAAACGACUACACCCUCGAUCUAACAGCAAUCUCCGCUGAAGAAGGCGGCUGCACCCUCACCUCCUACGGGCUAGGCUCAGACAUCACCGUCUCAGCCGGAAUCACCUCCACCGGCUCUGGAAGCUGUCCCGGUUACGCGGGCGGCGAAGGGGGCGCGUCUGCUAUGUCCACAGACGCGACGAGCAGCGCGCCCGGUCACGGCCUGUGUCUGAGUCAGGGAGAGUGCCAGAUGCCGUCUGGGGGCGAGGUUUGUGCGCCUGGACCGCAGUUCAAUGAGUCUGGACGCGGCUCGGAGCCUGCGGCUGUUGGUGGGGAUGCUCGGGGGAAUGUUGGUGUGCAGGGGGUGGAGAGCAGCGUGGGACUAGUUUCUUCUUGGGGUUUCUGUUUUGGAGGGGUUGGCAGUGUUGUGGGCUACGGAGGUUUGUUAUUUGAGAUCUUGGAGGUUUGCGGCGGGGUUGCUGAGUUUGAGGGGUUUGUUGAUCGGAUUGGGGAUGUUGUUGAUGAGAUGGCGGGGCAGAUUAAGGGGGCGGAGGAGUUGGAGAUUAUGCAGGGAAGGUGUUUGGAGUGGUGGAGGCAGAUUGUUUGGUUGGAGGAGAACUUUUGGCCAACUGUUGCUGAAUGA